UUAACAAGGUUUCAAAACUUAGGGCAUGGAUGGUGGAGUUUUUAUGCUCUUCUCUGUUUGAUUGAUUUUUGCCUUUUGAAUUUUCAGGAGUAUUUUUUUCUUUCUUCUGUUUAUGUUGUUGUUUGUGGGUGGAAAUUAUUAGGCAGUGAUUUUUCGUUAUUAGUUAUGGAUGGAGGUUCCAAUUCUAGAUUAACUCGUUAGUCAUCACCCAGUUUGUUCAAAGAAGGAUUUCUCUUGGAAAUAAUCGUUGAAUUUACAGAAGGAAAUGAAGAAUUCGUGACAUUUUCUACUCAAUUUUUGGAAAAUUACCUGGUUUUAGAUUGAUUGGGUCUUACUAGAAUGAUGAGGUCAUCUGAAGAGGGGUUAGGACAGCACAGAGCCAACUCCGUCCCAAGCGCAAGGGAGGACAGUGAAUAUGUAAGCUUGGUUGUGUCAAAUGGACCAAGAAUAGUUGAAGGUGAUUAUGUACAGCGUCCAGCAGAAAUAAGAGUUAGAGAUCACAUCUGGUGGAUGAAAGUCAUACUAUGCGUCAUUCUUUUGAUAUUGUUGGUGAUAGUCUCUUUUAAGUGGGGUAUACCAUUUGUGCUCGAGAAGAUUCUCCUUCCGGUCAUGGAAUGGGAAGCCACGGCCUUUGGGCGGCCAGUCCUUGCUUUUGUUCUUGUUGCAUCUCUGGCACUUUUCCCUGUUCUUUUAAUUCCUUCAGGGCCCUCUAUGUGGCUUGCAGGGAUAAUAUUUGGUUAUGGUCUAGGGUUCGUAAUAAUCAUGAUUGGAACUACUAUUGGAAUGACCUUGCCUUACAUGAUUGGUCUACUUUUCCGCGAGCGUAUCCAUCAAUGGUUGAAGAGAUGGCCCCAACAUGCGGCCGUAAUUGCAGUAGCUGGGGAAGGAAGCUGGUUCCAUCAGUUCCGCGUGGUUGGUCUUUUCAGGGUCUCACCAUUUCCAUACACAAUUUUUAACUAUGCCAUUGUGGUAACGAAGAUGAGAUUCGGGCCGUAUUUAUGCGGGUCUAUUGCUGGAAUGGUACCUGAAUCAUUCAUUUACAUCUAUAGUGGGAGGUUAAUAAGAACAUACACAGAUGUGAAGUACAGGAACCAUCACCUGACAACAGUGGAGAUUGUCUACAACACCAUAACCUUCAUAGCUGCAGUCAUUACCGUGGUUGUUUUCACUAUUUAUGCGAAGCGAGCCUUAAAUGAGCUCCAAAUGUCAGAAAGAGAGGUCUCCACGGCAGGCAACCAUGGUACUUUUGAAAUGGAGAAGCUUCCACUUGAAAGACCAAAACAGCUGGAUGGUAUCUCACCCUCUCUUCAUAACCUAUAGUUUUUUCUACAGGAGUAGAUAAAUACUGUAAAGAAUUCAUGGUAGGAAGGAAUGUUUUGUUAUGGCCUUAGUGUUUAUAAAUUACCUUGGGAAAGAGAGCAAAUAGGAGUCAGUUUUCUUUUUCUGUUAAUGGAUGCAUACAAAAACAGCAUAUUGAUUGAUGAUGACAUUGAUGUGAGAAUUGAGAAAUGAAGAUAGAAGGAAACUGAGUAGCUAUCCUGUUUCUCUGUAAUCAUUUAACCCAACAACAGCUCUUUCUUUCUUUCUUUUAUAUUCCCAUAAAUCCAUCUUGUUUUUAA
Molecule: messenger RNA, 1619 nt
Organism: Papaver somniferum (opium poppy)
Lineage: Eukaryota; Viridiplantae; Streptophyta; Magnoliopsida; Ranunculales; Papaveraceae
Product: TVP38/TMEM64 family membrane protein slr0305-like
Exons: 5
Coding region: 340-1320 (326 amino acids)
Source: RefSeq, a predicted model, not a curated record